AUGACCGAACCGAGACGCUCUGUGCGGCCCUCGCCGCAACGGUCCUCAUCAGCCCUGGCACCCGCCAACACAUCGGAUUCUACCUCUAUUCGCCCACGAAACCGGCGUCUUGCUAGCGCCUUCGACGACGAUAGUGACACUGCGACUUCCCGAGAAGCCAGCCGCUCCCGCCGAGGCCGUAACCUCGAUGUUCACGACAACGCUGCUUCUCCAUCUCCUGCGCGGAGCUACGGCCUUUUGACAGCUUUGAGCCCUGCCAACAGCCGCUCCACGAGUCCUCUACCCUCAGAACGAGGUGUUACCCCUCAUCGCACGAAUAGCGCAGCGAAUCUGAGCAACUUCUUCAACGAUUCGCUAACGCAAAGCUGGGCUUCGAUCCAGGGCUUCACCUCCUCUCUCCUAUCGGGUGACAAUGGCGCAGCUAGAAGGUCUCAGUCCCAUAAUCGAGCAGGCCCUCGACCCGGGACCUGGGGCAGGGACUUCUCCGGCAGUGGUAGUAUGAAGAAGACAGGUGGUGCUUGGGGCCCAGCUCCUCCCCAGGAACCAAACCUGAAUGAUGUGGGCGCUGGCUCGCUGGCAGAGCGGGAAACGGCUUUGAAAGCUGCGAGAAGGGCCAUGGUGCUGGAGAGCCACGAUGGCGUCAAUGGUGGACUAGAUGUCAGUGGGAAUCAUAAACGCCGUAAUUCCGACGAAUCGACUCCCGAACAAUCCCAGGCUCAAGAGUACCUGGUCUACAUUCACAAGGUUGAAUCCAGUGAUACAUAUGCAGGCAUAAUCUUGAAAUACCAGUGUCGAGAGGAUGCGUUCAGGAAGGCCAAUGGACUCUGGACACGAGAUAGUAUCCAGGUGCGCAAAUGGCUGACAAUUCCCGUUGAUGCCUGCGAUGUGAGAGGGCGGCCAUGCGAUCCACCCUCGUGGCACAACGCCCAUAGUGUCGACUUGCUUGCGCCAACACCUGCAGUGGAAGAGAACUCAUCGGCACUUCAUGAUGACUUCUUUAGCCGGCCAAUUAACGGAACGCCGUCAGCGACACAACCUUCUGAAGAAGAAGAAAGACCGUGGACACAUGUACGUUGGGUAAAAAUUGACUCAAUUCCUCAACCAGUCGAGGUUGCACGGGUUGCGAGAAACGCUAUGGGUUACUUCCCACCUCGACGAAAGAAGAGCAUUAGGACUGUUUCGACCUUUUCGACGCCACGGCAGAGCCUUGAUCUAUACAGUAACCCUCCUGGAUCUGCAGGCACUUCGUCUCGUCGCCAGAGCUCCCUCGGCCACCGACCCCAACUUUCUGGCACCGUUGUGUCAAGUCCGGGACGAGGUGCGAUCAGCGAAGGUGGCGAAACCUUGCCGGCCUGGAUGCGUCGGCCUGGUGGUGUUGGCUCCAUGGGUAUGAGUACACGGGCUCCUGGUCCGGAUAAGGACUAUCUCACCACAUGGACCAAGAAGCACUUACCUGGGCUCACCUUGGAGGGAAUACCCUCCAUGUCUAUUAUGGGCUCAGAAACGGCCCAUUUUGGAUUUAAAUCAGGAGAAUCGUCGAGCAUAGUUGAGAACCCAUCAGGGGAGGGCCAAGAAAUCGGCUCAACACAGCAGGGCAACGGACUGGACAAAGCGGCUGCGGCUGUAGAGACGUGGCUUAGGGGUGCCCUGUCACGCAAGCCAAGUUCGCAACUGGAUAGGAUACGAGGGAUGCCUGAAGGCAGCAGACCCGAACGAAACGGCGAUCUAAUAGAAUUAACAGAUACCGGCAGUGAUGAUGGGCGUCCUUCCGGGGCACCACCGACCAGCCUCAUGGAGUCGCUACAGAUUAAGAGCAGUAGCCGAAGCGAAGGUGAGGGGGCUGUUCGAGGACGAAUGGUGGCAAAGGGUGAUAAAGACGAUUGA
This is a messenger RNA of Fusarium mangiferae, 1884 nucleotides long. RefSeq lists its product as uncharacterized. The transcript has a single exon. The record is from RefSeq and is a predicted model, not a curated record. NCBI's taxonomy places the organism in Eukaryota, Fungi, Ascomycota, Sordariomycetes, Hypocreales, Nectriaceae. Bases 1 to 1884 code for a protein of 627 amino acids.